AUGAAACUCCUGCGGGUCUUUGGCCUGAAAGUUGGGAAUGGUUGGGGGAGAGAAGGGCAGCAGCUUAUUGGUGGUCUUUUCACCAUUGGCAGAAACAGUGUAGUAUCUGGGGCGAGUGUUGGGGGUAAAAGCCCACCCUACAGAAAGUGGAACAGCCCGGAGCCUGAUGUGAAAGGACCACGGGUGUUGAAGCACUGCUUCCUGGACUCCUAUCUGAGAAGGUCCGUGGGCUUCGGGAUUCUGCAGUGGCGGGCAGUUCCCCCACUUGCCAAAGAGUCCAUUCAGGCUCUGCCCGGUGGGACACAGAAAACAGAAGCCAGAGGAGGCUCUCCUAGCGGGCCGUUGGCCUCCUUGGGCCCGCGGAAGGCGGCCCUUUGGGAGCGCCUCUCUGCACCGUCCCAGCUCCGCUCCCCUCUCGGGGAAGUUGUGGGCCUCGGGGCGGAGUCCCUGCGGUGGGGAAGGCGCGGGCUCUCCCAGACCAGGAGGAGGGGGACCCACCCACCUCUCUUCUUCUGCGCUGAUGAGGCCACUCCGCUAGCAAGGGACAGAGCUGCGUAUCUGAGGAGCUGGACCCUAGAGUUGCCCUGGAAACCUCCUCAGCUGCGUGUCCAGCGCUCCCUGAGGCCGGGGAAGACUGGGCCUCUUUUUGGACCCCCAUUGGGUGCCUGGCACAUAGUAGGUGUGCAUCAGAGUUUGCUGAAUGGAAUAGAGGCUGCAGCACCCCGUGCGCCACCCCAGAGCCCUGUGGGUGUGAAGGUAAAGGCCUGGGCCCGUCCCUCGGGGGAAGGACAGGCACCUUGGGUGGGUUGUGGCCAGGCUCUGCACCCUUUUCCAGCCUGGUCUGUUCUUCUGCCUGUGGGACCCCCCAAGUCCCCCAGGGCAGCCCAGCCUCUCCUCUCUUUCAGGGCCUUGGCAACCCAGCCCUCAUCGGCUGCAUGUAUCCUUGGAGAUGAGGCUCUGGGAGCCCAAACACAGGCCGCAGAGCUGUGGGAAGAGCCAUUCUUCCCUCCUCCACCUCUCCCUGCCCCUGGGGAGCUGUGGACCUCCCAGAACCAGGCCUGCUGGAAGGAAUGCAUCCAAAAGGAGGCCACCACCCAAGUUGCCUGGAAGAUCAACGAUGGCCACAAGUACCUAAGGGAGGGGACCGUGCCCAGGAAGCAGCUCCAGCAGGCCCCAUCCAGGUCAGCCUUGGUAGCGGGCCCAGUGCCUGCCACCAGCUCCCGUGAUAGCAAGGAGGUACAGGUUGGAUGGCCAGAGACCAAGGGGGCCCAGAACCAGCUGUCCAAGGGAGUGGGUGUCCAGGACUCCCCACCCAAGGGAGACAGAGUCUGGAAGGCCAGAAAAGCAACUCAGGGGCCAGCAGGUCAGACCAGGCCGGAGAGUUUAGAAAUGAGGCAGGUCUCCCCAAGAAUCCUGCAGCUGCUCUUCCCAGGCAUCUCCCACGAUGGCCAAGGCCACGCCCUGGACCUCCAGGCACGGCAUCGGCUGAAGCCCGAGGAGAAGUUCCAGUACCCAGUCAUGUCAUCCUAGGAGUACAGCUGGCACGUGGGUAAGGGCCACCACCAUCUUGCCAUUCCAGGCCUCUGGCAGGCAGGCCUGGCCUCCCUCCCCAGCCUCAUCCUUCACCACCCCUCACCCCGGCUCAUGGACCUGGAUCACCUUCCUCUGAGCACAUAGACCUUGGGGAUGUGCUUAGGCACCUUCACACUUCCAGGCCUUUUCAUGCUCUGGUCUCUCCACUUGGGAUGCUCCUCCUGCUGCCCCACCCUGAUGAAAUUUCACACAUCACCUCCUCUGGGAAGUCUUCUGAGAUGCCUCCAAGCAGAUUAGUUGAGCCCACCUUCAUGCUUCUGCAGGUUUUUGAGUCCACAGAAGCACUGGGCACACGGAAUCACCAUUCCUUAUAUAUCCAUCUGGCCUGGGGAGCCCUUUGGGUUCCAAGACUUCUUAGUUAACUUUAUUCAUGCCCUCCCAGCUCCCAGCCUGGGGCUGGUACUUGACUGUGGAAUGAAUGAACAAAUGAAUGAACAUGGACUAGGGAUGAGAACUUGAUUUGCAAUCAGGAGGUAUGAGUUCAAAUCCUGGUUCUACCACUUCUGAGUUGUAUGAUCUCAGGCAAGAGCCUCAACUUCUCUGGGCCUCAAUUUUCACAUCUGAAAAAUGGGAAUAACCUAGUAUGUGCCUUCCUGUGUCAUGGAGUUUUGGGGAAAUCAAGUGGGAAAGCACUUGGAAUAGGAACUGUCCUCACAAACCCCCUGUGAGGUAGGAACCAAGUGUGAUUCCAUCAUUCAGAAUGGAGAGGAGAUCUGGAGUUACUGAAUCCCAGCUCUACCUGGAAAUGAGUCACUGAACAAACAAGCACAGAAUUGUGAAUCAGUUUAAUUAGGAGGCUUGGGUUUGAUUUCUGGCUCAUUCAUUCAUUCAGUCUGUCAAUCAUUUAACAAGUGUUUAUUGAGCUCCUGGUAUGUGUCAGACACUUACACUUUUUGUCCCUGGGCAUACAACAGAGAACAAGACAGACAUGAUCCCUGCCCUCACCAAAGGUAGACAACAAACAGAUAAUGAUGCGGUGUCAGGCAGUGGUCCACACUACUACAGAGCAGCCCUUUUCCAUCUUUCCUAUGCACAGGAAUCAGCUGGGGUCUUGGUAAAAUGCAGGUUCUGACUGGGGCAGGGAGUGGGCGGUGAUGGGGGAACUUCUGCAUUUCUAACAAGUUCCCAGAUGGUGCCGAUGCUGCUGGUCCAUGGACCAUACCUCGAGGUCAAGGCUAAAGGAGAAGAUAAGUUAGAAGAAGGAGAUGGCCAGGUAUGAUGGCUCAUGCCUGUAAUCCCAGUGCUUUGGGAGGCCAAGGCAAAAUAAUCACUUGA
Messenger RNA from Homo sapiens (human), 2868 nucleotides. The record is from RefSeq and is a predicted model, not a curated record. NCBI's taxonomy places the organism in Eukaryota, Metazoa, Chordata, Mammalia, Primates, Hominidae.